Elephantulus edwardii (Cape elephant shrew) is the source of this 819-nucleotide messenger RNA. RefSeq names its product heterogeneous nuclear ribonucleoprotein A2/B1 (gene HNRNPA2B1). Lineage: Eukaryota; Metazoa; Chordata; Mammalia; Macroscelidea; Macroscelididae. The coding region runs from base 1 to 819 and encodes 272 amino acids. The transcript has 10 exons. Gene Ontology annotation, molecular function: RNA binding. The record is from RefSeq and is a predicted model, not a curated record.
AUGGUUGAACGUUACAUUGAUAAGCAUAAGAAAACUUUAGAAACUGUUCCUUUGGAGAGGAAAAAGAGAGAAAAGGAGCAGUUUCGUAAACUCUUUAUUGGUGGCUUAAGCUUUGAAACAACAGAAGAAAGCUUGAGGAACUACUACGAGCAAUGGGGGAAACUUACAGACUGUGUGGUAAUGAGGGAUCCUGCAAGCAAAAGAUCAAGAGGAUUUGGUUUUGUAACUUUUUCUUCUAUGGCUGAGGUUGAUGCUGCCAUGGCUGCACGACCCCAUUCUAUUGAUGGGCGAGUGGUUGAGCCAAAACGUGCUGUGGCAAGGCAGUCUGGAAAGAAAAGAGGCUUUGGUUUUGUUACAUUUGAUGACCAUGAUCCUGUGGAUAAAAUUGUAUUGCAGAAAUACCAUACCAUCAAUGGUCAUAAUGCAGAAGUAAGAAAGGCUUUGUCUAGACAAGAAAUGCAGGAGGUCCAAAGUUCUAGGAGUGGAAGAGGAGGCAACUUCGGUUUUGGGGAUUCGCGUGGUGGAGGAGGAAAUUUCGGCCCAGGACCAGGAAGUAACUUUAGAGGAGGGUCUGAUGGAUAUGGAAGUGGUCGUGGAUUUGGGGAUGGCUAUAAUGGGUAUGGAGGAGGACCUGGAGGUGGCAAUUUUGGAGGAAGCCCUGGUUAUGGAGGAGGAAGAGGAGGAUAUGGUGGUGGAGGACCUGGAUAUGGCAACCAGGGUGGGGGCUACGGAGGUGGUUAUGACAACUAUGGAGGAGAAGGUGUCUUGCUGCAGGUAACUAAUGAAGAAGUGGUCAACCACAGAGUCUUCAAGAAAUAA